Molecule: messenger RNA, 1653 nt
Organism: Durusdinium trenchii
Lineage: Eukaryota; Dinophyceae; Suessiales; Symbiodiniaceae
Source: the annotation of a GenBank genome assembly
AUGCUUCAUCCCAAAAAUGGAGUGCCCUUGGCCAAACAGGCCGCUCUGGCGGCGGAAGCCGAUGCCAGGGCCAAGAAACGCCAGGAAGAAGUCCUUAAGAGGGCAGCCAUGAGGAAGCAGAGGGAGAAGAUGGCCGCUUGGCAGAUCGAUCAGAAGCACCAUGAGACACCGGACCGAGAAGGCGUGGGUCCCGAUGCGGUGGACCCUGAAGAGGUGCGAUGCUUGAAUUGGACUUGGAUCAGCGAUGAGCACCCUGAAGAACUGCACGAGCGCUGCACAUGUGAAGAUUUGGGAGAGGUGGGUUUAACACAGCAGCCGCUGGAGGGUUGUGCCGCAGAAGCCAACGCCUGGCGGACCAACUUGAGUGGUAGUGGGCUUUUGGGAGACACCGCGUGGAUCGCCUUUCACAUGGGAGACGAGCGCUGUUUAGUACAGCGCUGUUCAGGCACCUGUGUGCGCCUCGGUGAUCGAUCUCCAGGUGCCGUCCGCGUGACGCACCCUUACCUGCCCAGUGGGGCUGGACCGCUCCCGGCGUUGUCCAGCUUCGCGCCCCGGGAGCUCUGCCCCGGCGGAGCUGCGACGAUCCUGGCGGAGCUGGGUACCGUGAGUCGAGAGGACGGCGUGGUGCCGGCGGAGGUGGCGGAGAUCGAGUUCCAACGCUUGUUCGGACCGCUGCGGUUGCGAGACCAAGCGUUUCAGUCCCUCCGCUUCGAAUGCGCGGCCGACGCGCACCGAGCAGUGGCAGACGUGUGUUUGGGAGAGAAGUGCGAUGAGUGGAGCAAAUACGCCCUGCCUCGGUGCCAGGUCUUCCUGGGACUUCCCUAUGAUUUUGGAGAUUCCAACUUCUUGUAUGCACCAGCCUGUGAGCGCUCUGGCCAGUUCUAUUGCCCCCCUGGGCUGCCCUUGGCACUCCAGUUGACCCUCAAGGCUGGGAGCCGCUCGGCCACCGUCUGGGCCGCCAUGCUGGAGGGUCUGAUGCCUGGCAUCGUUGCGGUGCGUCGAACCUUGGCCGUGCAGCUGGGGCUCAGCGAGGAAAGCAACAAACUGGCACGAUAUGCCUGGGAGUGGCUGGAGCAUGAGGAGACCCGUUUGGGCUGUGGUGGAGACUUGGCCUUCUUCUCCAUCUCACGAGGCGUCGGCAUGCUGGACCAGGGCCAGAUCGGUUUGCCCAUGGCUCUGUGCCCCAGCUGCUGUCGCAGAGCUUCUGGGCGACUGCGGGUGAUCUUUCUGCGCGAUCCCGUGGCACGGAUGUGGAGCUUCUUUGAGGGCUAUUGGUUUCCACGGAAGGGGCAGUUGCUGCCAGAGCCGAGUUUCGAGACCUGGCUUCGAUUGAUUUUGAGUCGCAAUGCCUCGAGCUCAUCCCUCUUCGAAGCGAGCGACUUGGAUCACGUGCGUCCAGCGCUCCAUCGGCCACUCGGCCACGAGAGCCAGGAAGUGAUGUUCUGCAUGGAGGACGUGGAGAAAUCUCUGAGACGCGUGGAGGGAGCACUGUGCAGGUAUUACCAACAUUGUACUCCACUCCCGCAAUUCCCUGCGGUGAAGAAGAAGAAGAAGGCCUCCUCUUCGAAGCCCUUGGCGACGCUCGGCGACUUCGCCGCCGGACUCGUGCGGGAUCGCUUUCACUUUGAUUUUGAUGCCUUGGCUUCCUGCUGA